AUGGCUUCCACCAGCAACCGAAGAGGCUCUUCGUCGGCGUCUUCUUCUUCUUCCAAUCUGCGGCGUAUAUACGAUGUGUUCUUGAGCUUUAGGGGCGAAGAUACCCGAAACAGCUUCGUUAGCCAUCUCUACGCGGCUUUGCAUCGGAAAGGGAUUCACACCUACAGGGACGAUGUAAAGCUAAAAAAGGGGAGAGAAAUUUCGCCGGAGCUCGUGAAUGCCAUCGAGGGUUCGAGGUUUUCGAUCAUCGUUUUCUCAGAAAACUACGCUUCUUCGACUUGGUGCUUGGAUGAGCUUGCGAAGAUCAUGGAAUGCAAGAACCUGAGGGAGCAAACAGUUGUCCCCAUUUUCUACAAUGUAACUCCCUCGGAAGUACGGAAGCAAACAGGGAAAUUCGCAGAAGCCCUUGCCAAACACGAAGAAGAUUUCAAGGAGAGAAAGGAGGAGGUGCAGAGAUGGAGGGAAGUUCUGACGGAAGCUGCCAAUUUGAAUGGGUGGGAUUCGCAGGGCAGGUUUGAAUCCACGCUUAUUGAUGGAGUUGUCCACUUUAUACAAAAUGAACUGAAGAGUUUGUCCACAAGUAAUGCUGAGGUUCUAUUUGGUAUUGAUUCUCACAUAGAAGAAUUGAAUUCAUUGUUAUGCACCGAGGUCAAUGAUGUUCGCUUUGUAGGAAUAUGGGGCAUGGGUGGCAUAGGUAAGACCACCAUUGCAGAAGUUGUCUAUGAUCGAAUCUAUGUUCUAUUUGAAGGAUGUUGCUUUCUUGCAAAUGUAAGGGAACAUGAUUCAGUUUUUUUGCAAGGAAAACUUCUUUCCAAAAUCUUGAUGGAAGGAAAUGUAAAUAUAGAUACUCCCAAUAUGGGAAAGAAUGUCAUAAGGGAGAGGCUUUAUUUCAGAAAGGUUCUUAUUGUUCUUGACAAUGUGGAUAAGUUGGAGCAACUAGAAGCACUUGCUGGGAAGCAUGAUUGGUUUGGCCCUGGAAGUCGAAUCAUCAUCACAACUAGAGAUAAACAAUUGCUAAUUGCGCAUAAUGUGACAAAAAUAUGCAAGGCUAAACAAUUCAAUCGCAUAGAAGCUGUCGAACUCUUUUGUUGGAAGGCUUUUGGACAAAAAUACCCCAAGGAAGAAUAUUUUGAAGUCGUAAACUCACUAAUAAGUUAUGCAAAUGGCCUUCCAUUAGCACUUAAAAUUUUGGGUUCUUUUCUUUCUGGCAGAGGUGUUGAUGAAUGGAAAAGUUUGUUGAAUAAACUGAAAAAAAAUCCCUAUGAAGAAAUUCAAAAGAUUCUUAGAAUAAGUUAUGAUGCAUUGGAUGAUCGGCAGAAGAAUUUAUUCCUUGAUAUUGCAUGUUUUUUUAAAGGAAAUUUCAAGGAGUACAUAAUUAAAAUACUAGAGAGUUGUGAAUAUUCCUUCCCUAUUGAUAUUAGCGUUCUUGUUGAAAAGUCGCUUAUAACAAUCCAAGGAAAUAGGGUGUUGAUGCAUGACUUAUUACAAGAAAUGGGAAGGGAUAUUGUUCGUCAACAGUCCCCUGAAGAGCCAGGAAGACGAAGCAGGUUAUGGUCCCAUGAAGAUGUUUGUCAUGUACUGUCAAAAAAAUCAGGGACUGAAGAAGUUCAAGCUAUAGUCCUAGACCUUCAUGAACUAAAAGAGGUAAAUUUUUGUGCUAAAGCCUUUGCAACCAUGACCAAUCUAAGAUUGCUCAAAAUCUGUUUUAUGGACCAACCUGGAGGAUUUGAAUAUCUUUCGAGAAAAGAGUUGAGAUUCGGAACUGAAUAUCAUGCAAUGUCGAAGAAUAAGCUUGAGUUAUACAAAGAUUGUAAAUUGCACAUUUCUGGAGGCUUUGAGUUUCUUUCUAACAAAUUAAGGUGUCUCUACUGGGGUGGAUUUCCUUUUAAAUCUUUUCCUACAAAAUUUCAUCCGGAGAACAUUGUUGAGCUUAAUAUGUCUUAUGCCCGCAUCAAACAACUAUGGAAAAGGACCAUGGUAUUGAAAAAUUUGAAAUUCUUGAACCUCAGUCACUCCCAUAAUCUGACGAAGACCCCAAAAUUUACUGGCGUCCCAAACCUUGAGAGACUAAUUCUUGAAGGUUGUAUAAAUUUGACUAAGAUUCAUCCAUCCAUCGAAACUCUCAAGAGGCUUAUUCUUUUGAAUUUAAGGGACUGCGAAAAUCUUAGAUAUCUUAUGGGUACAAUUAACUUGGAAUCUCUUGAAAGUCUCAUUCUCUCAGGCUGUUCGAAACUCCAGACAUUUCCUAAGGUUUUAAACAAUAUGCCGCAUUUAUGGGAGCUUUCUUUGGAGGGGACUUCCAUCAAGGGGCUACCACCUUCCAUUGAAUAUCUCAGCGGCCUCCUUUCACUAGAUCUUGAAGAGUGCAAAAGCCUUGAGUUUCUCCCAAGCAGCAUGUGUGCGCUACGAUCUCUUGAAAUACUCAGUCUCUCAGGCUGCUCAAAACUUGCGGAAUUGUUCCCAUUGUCAAACCUGUCCUCUUUACGUGUUCUAUGUGCCAGAGAUUGCAAACUCUUGACAAUCCCGAAUGACAUAGGCUGCUUGUCAUCUUUAUGGCAGUUAAACCUCGGGUAUAAUAAUUUCAUUGCCCUUCCUUCAAGCAUCAGUCAGCUUUCUGAGUUGCGUGUCCUAUAUUUGGAUGGUUGUGAAAAGCUCCGAGCAUUGCCAGAGCUCCCAUCACGUAUCUAUGAGCUAGUUGCAGACGGUUGCACAUCACUGGAAAAUCAAUGCACAUUGAGUUGUCUGCAUGGUGGAUUCUCAAAUUGUUCAAAAUUACUGGAGAAUCAAUGCAUUUUUGAUUCGGUUGAGAUAUUGGCUCCUAAUUCACCACCAUAUUUCGACACUAUUCUUCCUGGAAAAGAGAUUCGAAAGUGGCUGAGCCAUCAGAACAUGGGGGAUUCAGUGUCUGUUCAAUUGCCUCCAAAUUGGUAUGAUGAUAUGGUGGGACUUACAAUGUGUGUUGUUAUCAAAUCCCAUGAAGGAUGUUGUCCUUCAGUUCCGUUCAUUAAAUUGAAAACUGGAUAUGAUUUGAUCGUAAUUGGAACCUAUGAUUAUUACUUUAGGAGCCACCCAGGAUUCAAAUCCAAUGAGGAGCACCUAUGGCUUGAUCUUCACUCACUCGCACUCCCUCUGUCGCUGCUGAAUUUCGGUUGUCCAAUGGCGUCCAAUCCGCAGUUUGUAUUCGAUGUGUUCGUGAGCUUUAGGGGCGAAGAUACCCGCAACAGCUUCGUCAGCCAUCUCUACGCGACUUUCCCUCGGAAAGGGAUUGGCACCUACAUGGACGAUGAAAAUCUCGAAAGGGGGAGAGAAAUUUCGCCGGAGCUCAUGAAAGCCAUCGAGGGUUCGAGGUUUUCGAUCAUCGUUUUCUCAGAAAACUACGCUUUUUCGACUUGGUGCUUGGAUGAGCUUGCUAAGAUCAUGGAAUACAAGAACCUGAGGCGGCAAAAAGUUCUCCCCAUUUUCUGCGAUGUGACUCCCUCGGAAGUACGGAACCAAACUGGGAAAUUCGCAGAAGCCUUUACGAAACACGAAGAAGAGAGAAAGGAGAAGGUGCAGAGAUGGAGGGAAGCUCUGAAGGAAGCUGCCGAUGUGUCUGGGUGGGAUACAGAGGAGCAGGACAGUCUUCUUGCUGAAAAGUCGCUUAUAACAAUCAAACUAAACAUGGGAAGGGAUAUUGUUCGUCAAGAGUUACUGUCAAAGAAAACAAGAACUGAAAACGUUCCAGCCGUAGUCCAAGACCUUUAUGGACUAAAAGUGGUAAAUUUUAGUGCUGAAGCCUUUGCAACCAUGACCAAUCUAAGAUUGCUCAAAAUCUAUUAUUUUGGAGGAUUUGAAUGUCUUUCCAGAUUCAGAACUGAUGAAAUGUUGAAGAAUAUACUCGAGUUAUACAAAGAUUGUAAACUGCACAAUUCCGCAAUCCUUGAGGUUCUUUCUGACAAAUUAAGGUGUCUCCACUGGUGUGGAUUUCUUUUUAAAUCUUUUCCUGCAAAAUUUCAUGCGGAGAACAUUGUUGAGCUUAAUAUGUCUUAUGCCCGCAUCAAACAAUUGUGGAAAGGGACCAUGGUAUUGAAGAAUUUGAAAUUCUUGAACCUCAGUCACUCCCAAAAUCUGACGAAGACCCCAAAAUUUACUGGUGUCCCAAACCUUGAGAGACUAAUUCUUGAAGGUUGUAUAAAUUUGAUUAAGAUUCAUCCAUCCAUUGAAACUCUCAAGAGGCUUAUUCUUUUAAAUUUAAGAGACUGCAAAAAUCUUAAAUAUCUUAUGUGUGCAAUUAACUUGGAAUCUCUUGAAAGUCUCAUUCUCUCAGGCUGCUCGAAACUCCAAACAUUUCCUAAGGUUUCAAGUAAUAUGCCACAUUUAUGGGAGCUUUCUUUGGAGGGGACUUCCAUCAAAGAGCUACCACCUUCCAUUGAAUAUCUCAGCGGCCUCCUCUCACUAGAUCUUGAAAAGUGUAAAAACCUUAAGUUUCUCCCAAGCAGCAUAUGUGCGCUACGAUCUCUUGAAAUACUCAAUCUCUCAGGUUGCUCAAAACUUGUGGAAUUGUUCCCAUUGUCGAACCUAUCCUCUUUACGUGUUUUAUGUGCUAGAGAUUGCAAACUCUUGACAAUCCCGAAUGAUAUAGGCUGCUUGUCAUCUUUAUGGCAAUUAAACCUCGGGUAUAAUAAUUUCAUUGCCCUUCCUUCAAGCAUCAGUCAGCUUUCUGAGUUGCGUGUCCUAUAUUUGGAUGGUUGUGAAAAGCUCCAAGCAUUGCCAGAGCUCCCAUUACGCAUCUAUGAGCUAGUUGUAGACGGUUGCACAUCACUGGAAAUUCAAUGCACAUUGAAUUGUCUGCAUGGUGGAUUCUCAAAUUGUUCAAAAUUACUAGAGAAUCAAUGCAUUUUUGAUUCGGUUGAGAUAUUGGCUCCUAAUUCACCACCAUAUUUGGACACUAUUCUUCUUGGAAAAGAGAUUCGAAAGUGGUAUUCAGUGUCUAUUCAAUUGCCUCCAAAUUGGUAUGAUGGUAUGGUGGGGCUUACUAUGUAUGUUGUUAUCAAAUCCCAUGAAGGAUGUCGUCCUUCGGUUCCGGUCGUUAAAUUGAAAACUGGAUAUGAUUUGAUCAUAAUUGGAACCUAUGAUUAUUACUUUAGGAGCCAUCCAGGAUUCAAAUCCAAUGAGGAGCACCUUUGGCUUGGUUAUUUAUAUUUAAAUUUUGGGAAUUUAAGGGUUUUAAGAUUAUUGAAAUCCAAAAAUCGGAUUUCCAAAAUUAUUGUUGAUUUUGAUUCCAAACCAGAUUCUAGGGUUGUGAUAGAAAAGUGUGUAGUAUAUAUAUAAUACACAUUACACAUUGCAAAAUGUGUUGUAUGCA
Molecule: messenger RNA, 5344 nt
Organism: Malania oleifera
Lineage: Eukaryota; Viridiplantae; Streptophyta; Magnoliopsida; Santalales; Ximeniaceae
Product: disease resistance-like protein DSC1
Exons: 10
Coding region: 1-5310 (1769 amino acids)
Biological process (GO): defense response; signal transduction
Molecular function (GO): ADP binding
Source: RefSeq, a predicted model, not a curated record